AUGAUAGAAAACAGUCUUCAAGAUCCAGGAUUCUUAGAAAAACAUCUUGGCGAUAUAAUACUGGUGGUGUCCAUUGUGAUUGCCGCAAUAAUAACACUUAUACUUGACUUCGACAUAAAGGCUCGCUACACUUAUCCUAAUAAUAUUAUAAUGAUAGUGACUGCGGUUGUUUUAAUAUCGAUUGCUGGAACCAUAUUGUUUAAUACUCUCGAUUAG
Trichobilharzia regenti is the source of this 216-nucleotide messenger RNA. NCBI's taxonomy places the organism in Eukaryota, Metazoa, Platyhelminthes, Trematoda, Strigeidida, Schistosomatidae. The record is from the annotation of a GenBank genome assembly.